AAGAAUAUUUUCCCAAAAUAUUUCUCUUCCUCUCUAUUUCUUUUCUCUCUCUUUACGGUUACAAGCCUCGAGACUCUCCUUCUCAUUCCGAGUAGUCUCCACGCUCCGUAACACUGGUAUCAGAGCCACGAGACCAGGCCAGAUCUGGCGCUGACAAGAAGAAAAGCAGUGCAAAUGGCAUCUUUGGAAGAAGCCCUCAAAGCCCUAAUCGAUCAACAAAAAACCUUCACCAUACAGAUGACAGAGCAAAACAGAAGGAUCGAUGAACAACAACAACUGUUCGGACAGAUGAUGGAGCAGAUGAAGACAUUAGCUAAUGGGGGAUCGCCCACCUCCAUGGGGAACGAUAACGAGUACCAUAGACGAUCAGAGGGAGGAGAGCUCAAACCUCACAUCAAGUCAUUUGUGAGGGCUAUGAAGCCAGAAAAUCUGUCAGGAGCAAUUGAGUAUGCUAGGUGCCAAGAAGAAACUGUACAAGCCAUUAAGGGGCCAGAGAGGAGUACUAAACCAAUGUUCAAUGUCAACAAGGGACUUUUAGCUACUCCUAGUAUUAAACCAGCAAGUGCAAUUCCUGUGGUGAACCAAGGUAUUGGCGAAGGGCAAUCCACCUCUAGGCCACCGCUUUUUAAUGGCACAAACUACUCCUAUUGGAAGGAACGGAUGAGAAUCUAUAUCCAUUCCACCAACUUCCAAUUGUGGUUGGUCAUCAAAAAUGGCGAGCAAAUCCCAAUGAAGAAAGUGGGAGAAACCACCGUCCCAAAAACUGAGGACGAGUUUGAUGUCGAAGACAUCAAGAAGGUUGAAAACUAUGCAAAGGCCAUCAACAUACUAUAUUGUGCGGUCAACCCCGAUGACUACCGAAAGAUCUCCUGUUGCACAACCGCCAAGGAGAUGUGGGACAAGCUUGAAGUGACGUACGAAGGUACCGAUCAAGUGCGUGAAGCCAAGAUCAAUUUUCUCACCCAAGAAUAUGAAAUGUUCCGAAUGAAGGAAGGUGAGAAAAUCGACGACAUGUUUGAUCGGUUCUCAAAGAUUAUAAACGAUCUUCAUGCUCUUAAGAAGACAUAUACCAACAAGGAUCUCGUAAGGAAAAUCCUGCGAAGUCUCACCCCCAAAUGGAGAUCAAAAGCCGAUGCAAUCUAUGAAUCCAUUGGAGUCUCCAACGUCACCAUCGACGGGCUAAGAGGUAAUCUUAAAACCUAUGAAUCUACUAUUCUAACCCCGUCUUUGGAUGAACAAAAGAAAAAGGGGAUAGCUCUCAAAGCCACCAAGAAACCGGUGGAAGAGGUUUCUAGCGAUGACGACAACGAGUUCGGACUCGUCAUCAAGAAGUUUCACAAUUUCAUGAAGAAGGAAUUUGAGCAGAAGGGAAGAAAGCACGACGGUCCUCCCAAGUGCUACGGCUGUGGCGAGGUUGGCCACAUCAAGCCAAGGUGUCCAAAAGCCAAGCACGGCAAGGACAAGCCCGGCUUCAAGAAGCAAAGGGCUUACAUCUCUUGGGGUGGCGAUUCCGGUGACGAAUCAACCGACCAAGAGGAGGACGAAGCUGCAAAUAUUUGCCUCAUGGCGCACGAAGAUCAAAACGACGACGUCCAAGAGGCUAUUUGUGAUGAUCUUGCAGAUUCACUUGAAAGAAUACACAUUGAAGACGAUGAGGAAGACACGCCUUUAUACACCAACCCGCAACCACAACCUGAGGAAACACCUCAAGUGAUGGUCGAAAAUGAGGAUCAAGCGGACAAAGAAGAACAUGAGGAAGCCCAAGAACAAGAGGAAACCAAGUUUCCCGUCGCUUGGAGAACGAACAAGAACCAUCCACUCGACCAGGUAAUCGGCAGCAUCAACCGCGGGGUAAGUACUCACAAGAGCAGGGCUGCCACCUCCGGGAAAUCCAAGUCCAAAUCCCAGGCACCGUCAACAAACUCCGAGGAGCGCCUCUACUACGACGACGGAUCGUACCACUGGUUCGAUUCCGAGGAGGAGCGCACCCGUUUCCUCACCUUCUUCUCCAAAUGGGUUGUGGCUCCCCCACGGAUCGUCCCGGAGCGCUUCUCGGAGUUGCAGGGCUACGACGAUCUAGAUGCGCAGCUUCAUCAAGCCGGCCUAUGGCCGUUCGUCUCCCGGGCUUGGAAGGAGAUCAACCCGGCGCUGAUCCGGGCCUUCUACUCCAACCUCCGGCGUGAGGACGACGUGCUCUACUCUCUUGUCAAGAGCACGCCGAUUGAGCUUUCCGUUGAGCAGCUUGGGCGCAUCGCCGGCCUCCCCUACCAAGGCGACGAUGUCUCCCACUAUGGCGGAGAGGAUUGGGUACUCAACAACGAGGGCCUUAUCCUCAACGAGCUUGGCAUCACCGAGCUCAUCCGCCAUGCCUCAGGUCGCCCCACCAUCCACUCCGCGACCCCCGAGAGCCGGCUCCUUCUCUACAUCGUGUCCCGAAUCAUCAAGGCCCGGAAGCAUGGGCACACGAUCAUGUCCGGUGAGGACCUCAAGCUCAUCCAUGCGAUCAUGCACACGGCCUCGAUCAAUUGGGCAAAGUUUGUCAUGAUCAACAUGUCGGUCGUCGCGUCCACCGACCACGAUCACCUCCUCCCAUACCCGUUUGUGGUGAUGGACAUCCUUGAACGGUUCAAGGUAACCACCACUGUUGGCCCGCUCACAAAGGCCACAAAGCUUUGGACGAUGAGCACCCAAACCUUCACAAAGCGGUCGGACAACGCCGCGCCUGCCACUGUCGCGCCACGCCGCACUGCCACUGCCACUGGGCCAGCCGAACCCCAGGCCCGGGCCAACCUUGCCUCCAUCACCGACUCCCUCAACCGGCUACACUUCAAAGUUGACGGGAUGGAUGGCUACCUUGAGCGGCUCGACGAGGCGGUCCAACACCAAGGGUACGCCAUGAACGCGUACUUCCAACGCGUUAACUACGUCCCCCCACCGUACAAUGGCACGUUCUUUGGGCAAGUGUACGAUUUCGACCCCUCGGUGGAAUCCCCUCUAGUCCCAGUUUGGGUAGGGCUAGAGGGACUGCCAAUCUAUCUAUUUGACAAACCCACCCUUUUCUCCAUUGCUAAAUUAUUUGGCUCUCCACUGCAAACUGAUGCAGCCACUGUGAAUUUGAGUAGGCCUAAUGUGGCUAGAGUCUGUGUGGAGGUUAACCUUUCAAAGGAACUUCCCAAGGCUAUUUGGAUACACUUAGGAACCAGAUACUCUCGCUGGGUUAGGAAAACCAAGCCAAGAGGCAAGGCUGUGGCCCCUCGCCAGCCGAUCUGUUUUCCUAGCAGUGCAGCUGUGCCAACCUCUACUACCCCCAUUACUUUUGGUAGCUUUGAAACUGGUCACCAGUACGUCACAACAAAGGACAUAGGGCCAUGCCCUACAAUGAGCAAGAAUGGUCCUCCACCACGUUUGGACAGUACUGCUUUGGCCCCUAUAACUGAUGCCAACUUGACUUUAAAUGGCCCUCCCCUUACAGGUUUGGACAAUACUCCUUUGUCCCUCCCAACAGAUGCUAAUUUGGAUGCCUCCUACUUGGAAUGUGCUCAACACCAAGAUACCAAAGACAGCCCAUUACUGACUGGUCCAUACACUACGGUCCCUCCCAUUGGAAAUGAUUAUGCUUUAUCUGAUCCAUCUACCCACACCAAAGUUCAUGCUGGAAAAGAUGACGAGGCCGGUAAGGAUGCUCUCUCCGAGGCAGAACCGGUUUCACCCCACACCCAGGAGGGGAAUACUAACAUUUCUUUUGAGCCUAGGUCUUUUUGCAGACGGUUCAAUCUUGAAGGAUUCGUCACCGGUGAGAGAACCUCCACCGGGAAAGAUGGUAUUGAAUGGCUUCAACUAGAUGCCCUUAUUCAAGGAUGGAUUCUUUCAAGAAUUAACGAUGAGGUUUCCGAUCUCAUCAUCUCCUCCACCACAUCUGCAGCAGAUUUAUGGAAAGCUAUACACAACCUAUUUCAUGACAACAAAGCGGCCAGAGCUAUGCAAUUGGAGCACCAAUUUUACAACACUGUCAAAGGCACGUCCACCAUCACAACUUACUGUCAAACCCUUCGGAAUAUUGCCGAUUGGCGGGACGAUGUGGAUGCCUCAGUCACCGAAAACCAACUUGUUCUCCAAACCCUACGUGGUCUCCCGGAUGACCUUGGCAAGCAAGCCUCCUUCCUCCAAUUCCAAAAACCGCCGCCGACGUUCAUGGAAACGAGAUCGGCCCUUCUUCUCUUGGAACAACAAAAUCAGCCUCUCAUCACUGCCGGCGAAGGAGGUUCCGCCCUCGCAGCCACCAUCUCUGGCCCGCAGGGUUUCGGCGGUGGAGCGAGCCGGGUGCAGGGCUUCGGCGGCGGCGGAGGUCAGCAGCUCGGAUACAGCAGCGGCGGCGGAGGUCAGCAGCUCGGCUACAGCAGCGGCGCCGGGCAGUCCCAGGGCAGCGGCGGCGGCCGUGGACAGACGGCUGGUGGUCGCGGAGGUCGCCUGGUGCACGGUCGCGGUCGAGGUCGGAACAACGUCGAAGAAAGCUACGUUGUCCAAGAAAAUGUCGAGGGAUGGGCAAUUGACAACAAGGACAUGGAUGAUUACAUCUGGAGCAGACCGCCAACAGAAUCGAAGAUGGCCUGUUAGAAGAAUAUGAAUAAAUGGCAUCUAUUGGAUGGAUGCAGGGGUUUUCAAGGGUGGAGUUCAAUUAGCAAUGGUAAAGUGUUUAAAAAAGUUUUAGUUAAAAGUCAUAUUUGCCCUUCAACUAAAACCUUAUCUCUCCACCAAACCUUCUGUUAAUUUAUUUGGGGUUGGCCCAAACAUAUUAAUAAUAUUUGACACCCAACCCAGCAGCCCAUUUCUCUUAGCCCAUCUCUUUAUUCCUAACCUAAUUAAGCUUACCUUAAUUAGCUCCUAAAUCUCUACUAUAAAUUGAGGCUUCCCCUUUGUGUUUCUAUACCGUGCAAAACUCCUUUCUCUCUUUGUUGUGGGUAAAAGGCGAACCAGGUUUCAAAAUUGUGAUAAGUAGAAAUGUUGUUUUCAAUGAAAAUAAUUUUCCUUGUUUGUCCUUGCCUAUUCCCAAUGUUGAAAAUGUGGCUCCAAAUGAGGUGGAGCAAUUGCCUGUUAUCAUUCCUACUGAUGUGCAUGUAGAAACUAAUGAACAUGUUGAUUCACACACUAAUGAAGAUGAGACUAUUUCUAAUGAGGUGGAGCAUGAUAGUGUAGAAUCACAUUCUUUGUGACUUUUGCUUUUCUUUUGUUUUUUGAACUCGAUGACCCAAUGGUAGAGUUCGACUCUUCGUGAGUUAUUUUUUGGCAUGCUUUGUGAUGUUGCCUAGUCUUCGUGACUUGAGAGUACUUAGUGAACUCUCCACCACUACGUGUGUUGCCAUUUGUUGAUUACACAUUUAGUGGUUAUUAGGCUAUGAUGAGUCCCGCGGUUCUUUGUCGAACUAUGUGCACUACUUUGGGCCAAAGGUGGAGAUUGUUAAUUUAUUUGGGGUUGGCCCAAACAUAUUAAUAAUAUUUGACACCCAACCCAGCAGCCCAUUUCUCUUAGCCCAUCUCUUUAUUCCUAACCUAAUUAAGCUUACCUUAAUUA
This is a messenger RNA of Cuscuta campestris, 5569 nucleotides long. The record is from the annotation of a GenBank genome assembly. NCBI's taxonomy places the organism in Eukaryota, Viridiplantae, Streptophyta, Magnoliopsida, Solanales, Convolvulaceae.